Molecule: messenger RNA, 3003 nt
Organism: Apus apus (common swift)
Lineage: Eukaryota; Metazoa; Chordata; Aves; Apodiformes; Apodidae
Gene: MLPH
Product: melanophilin
Exons: 16
Coding region: 232-2058 (608 amino acids)
Biological process (GO): intracellular protein transport
Cellular component (GO): cortical actin cytoskeleton
Molecular function (GO): actin binding; small GTPase binding; myosin binding
Source: RefSeq, a predicted model, not a curated record
UCUGGAAUUCCUUUUUUCCCUCGGCGGGGAGGGGGAAGGAGUUGGGAAGAGAGCAGAGGCAGGAGAAAAGGGGCUGUGGAGAGGACCCAUCUCCUGCAGUCGCAGGCAGGGGGAGGAGAGCUGGGGCUGGCGCGGGAGGUGGGGCUGAGCGCUUCCCCAGCUCCUGUCCCGCUCCCUCAGCAUCCCGGGACACGGGAGAGGGAAUUAACGGGCCGCGGGGCUCCCGAGGAGAUGGGGAGGAAGCUGGAUCUCUCCAAGCUCACGGAUGAGGAGGCCAAGCACGUCUGGGAGGUGGUUCAGCGCGACUUGGACCUGCGGAAGAAAGAGGAGGAACGGCUGGAGGAGCUGAAGUGCAGGAUCCACCAGGAAAGCAGCAAGAGGGAGUUCCUGAGCAACCAAUCUCACCUGAACCAGACCCACUGUGUCCACUGUCUCCAGCCCUUCCAGUUCCUGCUGAACAGCAAGAGGCAGUGCCUGGACUGCAGCUUCUACACCUGCAAGAGCUGCAGCCGCUUCAGCAAGAAGGACCAAGGCUGGGUCUGCGACCCCUGCCGCCUCUCCAGGAUUGUGAAGGUGGGGUCCCUGGAGUGGUACUAUGAGCACGUGAGGUCCCGUUUCAAGAGGUUUGGAAGUGCCAAGGUGCUGCAGUCUCUCCAUGGCAGGAUGCAUCCGGGCCAGGGGGUGAAGAACUCCACCUUUCUUGGUCUUCAGGACAGAGUUUACAGCCUCCCAGACAUCAGCAGUGAAUGUCACCUCACCAGUGGUGGCCCUGGAGAGGACAGUGAUGAUGAAGAUGAUGUCCUUGGUGGAGCUGAAGCUGAGUGCUACAGCAGGACGCGCAAGACCCGGCGCCUUCUCUCCAUCCACCCCUUGGAUUUGGAGCUGGACUCCGAGUUCUCCGCACAAUCCCGACGUCAUUCUGGGCAGUUCUCUCCAGUGACCACCAGCCCUCGUGGUUUUCAGGCAGGAUUCCUGGAUUGCCCCACCCCAGCUGAAGAUGCUUCCCAGGAAUCCAGGAUGGAGGAGGCCGACCUGGUGUUCCACCACCGCGUCCUGCAGGAGCAGGGAGCAGGAGGGAGGUCUCCUGAGCAGCACUUCAGCACCCAGCUCCUGCUCACCCUCAGUGCCAGGAGGAGGAGCCUGGAGAGAAAUCCAAAACCUGGCAGCCCCUGGAGCGAGCAGCCCAGGUACUCUGCAGACAUGGACACCUCUGAUGAGGACACCAAGGGAGCCCAGUUCCUGUCCCAACAUCCCACGAGACGCCGGAGCAGAACCUCCUCCCAGGAGACCAUCAGCCACGCUAGGAAUGAGAUCCAUGAGCUCCACCAGCGCAUCUCUGCCAUCGAGCGCCUGCUGAGCCGCCUGGAGGGAAACGUCCUGGGGCACCCUGAGUCUCCAGCUCCAGAGUCCCCACUUGAUCCUGAUGCUGAGGAGGAGGAGUUGAAGAGGAAGCUGGAGGAGUUAGCCAGCAACAUCAGUGACAAAGAGAUCUCCUCUGGAGAAGAGGAGCAGGAAGAGAAGAAAGCCAAGAAGCCAGAGAUGAGUUCCUCCAGUGAGGACAUGGACAGAGAUGCCCAGAAGGUGGACCUGACUGCUGGGAAGUUCUCCCAGCUCCAGGAGACCCUGAAGGAGCUGGAGGGAGGACCUGGCCACCCCCUCACCACUGACUCGGAGCUGUUGGAGCUGGAGGACAAAGUGGCCUCGACGGCUGCUCGGGUGCAGCAGGCAGAGAGUGAGAUCUCAGAUAUCGAAGCCCGCAUCGCGGCGCUGUCGGCUGCGGGGCUGACGGUGAAGGCCAAGAAGAAGACAAGUGGACAGGCCACCUCCCUCCUCUCGUCCAGUCCCACCAGCAGCAGCCCUGGAGAGUCUGCAGAUGAUGUGAAAGGGCUGCAGGGGUUCAGGAGGAGGUUCCACAGUCCCCUCAACCUCUCUGGUCUUGAGGACUCCUUUGACCGCAACUCGGUGUCCCGGGGCUCCCUGACCCAGAGGAACCCCAAUGGGAAGAACCGGAGGGUGGAGCGGCUCUUCGCGAAGCCCGUGAUGACCCACCUGUCCUGAGGAGAUGGGGACCUUCCUGCCACCUCAUUUGACUGACAAGACCUCACCACCUUCCCCCCAACUCUUGCUCUUCCUUCUCUCCUGCCCUCCCUGAAACCCUGGGCAGGAGGGAAGUUGGAGGCCGUGGGAUCCUGCCUGGGAGAGGAACCAGGAGGUCCUGGGAUAUGGACACGUGGCUCUCGUGGGAGGGAGCAGGAUGAGACCUCAGCUUUGGGCAACCAAGGGGGACCAGGGGGUGCAGAGCAGGACCCACCUCCUCUGGGAGGGUGGGUGGUGGAUGAGUGGAGCUGGCAGGUGCUUUUUGGAAGAGCAUGAUCUCCUGUCCCCAGUGAUGGGAUUGUUAGGAGCUGGUGGGACCAUCCCAUCCUUUCGUGGAGCUGUGGUGGCCCUGGGCUCCCACCAUGGGACCCAACCUUGCUGACACUUCCCCCAGAUCCCCCAGACAUGGCUUUUUGGGUGGGUUUUUCCCCUCCAACAUUGAAUUUCAACCCUGGUGGAUCAAUGCCUGGCCCUGUCUGCACUCCCAGGACAUCAGGAUGAGAAGUCACCGUGGAGCAGGUUCCUGAUCCCAAAUGUCCCCGUGUUCCUGUCCUCUCCAGCCUCUUAGGGGCUGUUCUGAACUAAAACCCCCUGGAAUUCUGAGGAGUAGUGGGAAUUCCCCUGCCAUUAACACCUCCCUUUGGCUUUGCUAGUGGUAGAAGCUUCUAGAAGUCAGUCUUCCAAGCUUGGAAAUCCAUCACCUGGGCCUUCCCAGCUGGAAAUAAUUCCCAGUUUCUUACAUUCCAGUGGAAUCCUGGCCUGAAGUUGGUUGACCAGGGUCAGAGACCCCGGGGGGCUCCUCGGGUUGUAGCCACCUCCCUUCUUCUCACUUCCCCACUUCCCACCUGCCUGGAGAUGAUUUCUGUACCCCCCAAAACCCUGCAAUAAAACCAGUUCUCCCAGUAA